Meloidogyne enterolobii is the source of this 900-nucleotide messenger RNA. Lineage: Eukaryota; Metazoa; Nematoda; Chromadorea; Rhabditida; Meloidogynidae. The record is from the annotation of a GenBank genome assembly.
AUGCCACCACUUAAUGUCUCAACACCUCAACAAUUCAGGCAAAAUGGAAAAAUGACAGAAGAAGACGAAAUGUUUUUAACGAUGGAAGUUAAUGAUUUAAAAGAAUUGGAAGAAAAAGCUAAAGCAGCCAAAUUCAAAACACAAGUUGUAUGGAGGAAUGUUGGUCUCUAUGUUUUGCUACAAACUGGUGCAACUAUUGGUCUAUAUCAGCUGUUUUUCACUGCCAAAUGGUUAUCUGUUGCAUGGGUUAUUAUUCUUUGGAUGGUUAGCGGUGUUGGAAUUACUGCAGGCCCUCACCGUUUAUGGUCACACAAAAGUUACAAGGCCAAAACUCCCCUAAAAAUAAUUCUUAUGUUCAUGAAUUGUGUUGCCUUUCAAAACGAUGUGAUUGAAUGGUCGCGUGACCAUAGAUGCCAUCACAAGUGGACUGACACUGAUGCUGAUCCAUAUUACCUUCCCCUUGUAUUCAUUUUCUGUUUUCUUCUCCCUACAGCAACAGCUGUCUUUUUAUGGGGUGAAUCCGUUUGGAUUGCCUUUUGCACAGCAGCAUUGUUUCGUUAUUGCUUGAAUUUGCAUGCAACUUGGUUUAUUAACUCAGCGGCACAUACCUUUGGCUACAAGCCUUAUGAUGUCGCAAUUAAGGCUACCGAGUCAAUGUUGACCACUUUGACUGCUUGGGGCGAGGGAGGACACAAUUAUCAUCACACAUUCCCCCAAGACUACCGUACUUCGGAGAUGCUCGGUGUCUUCAACUUUAGUCGACUCUUUAUCGACUUUUUUGCUAAAAUCGGAUGGGCCUACGAUCUUAAAACUGUGGAUGAAAAGACAAUUCAACGUCAAAUGGGCCGACAACUUGAAAGGCUGAAAGAGGAGGAGAAGAAAAAUAGUAGAGCAGCCUAA